GGGGUUGGGGAAUUAUUGGCAAGGGAGCCACAAAGCUUCCCGGAGAAGAAAGUGUUGAGGGAGAGGAAGAAAGCGCCGAAGGAUAAAAGGAGAAAGAGGCGGAAGGAAAAGUGAGAGGCUUGGACGGGGGAAGCCGCUGGAGAGCUGGAAAUGUCCUGUCUCUGCUACAGCCUGGUGAGAUACCUGUUCCUAGCCCUGCUCUUGCAUGGGCUGGGAGAAGGUUCUGCACUUCUUCAUCCAGACAGCAGGUCACACCCUCGAUCAUUAGAGAAGAGCGCAUGGAGAACUUUCAAGGAGUCGCAGUGUCCUCACAUGCUGAAACAUCUUCAUAAUGGAGCCCGAAUUACUGUGCAAAUGCCUCCCACUAUCGAGGGACAUUGGGUCUCCACCAGUUGUGAAGUAAGGUCGGGCCCAGAAUUCAUCACAAGAUCCUACAGAUUCUACCACAAUAAUACAUUCAAGGCCUAUCAGUUUUACUACAGAGGUAACCGAUGCACAAACCCAAUCUAUACCUUAGUUAUCCGUGGCAAAAUUCGCCUUCGCCAAGCAUCCUGGAUCAUUCGAGGAGGGACUGAAGCAGAUUACCAGCUGCACAAGAUACAGAUAAUCUGCCAUAGUGAGGCAGUGGCUGAGAGACUAAAUCAGUUGGUGAACCGCACAUGCCCUGGAUUUGUACCAGAAGAUAAAGCCUGGGAGCAGAAUGUGAGCUACGAUUUAUGGAGAGAGGAGAAUGGCUACGAAUGCACCAGAGCACUGAAUUUUGCUAUGCAUGAGCUUCAACUCAUCCGUGUAGAGAAACAGUACCUUCACCACAAUUUAGAUCACUUGGUCGAGGAGCUAUUUCUUGGAGACAUACACACUGAUCCUGCUCAGAGGAUGUAUUAUCGUCCAUCUAGUUACCAACCCCCUCUUCAAAAUGCUAAGAACCAUGACCAUUCAUGUAUAGCAUGCAGGAUCAUCUAUCGGUCAGAUGAACACCACCCGCCAAUUUUACCUCCGAAGGCCGAUUUGACUAUUGGAUUACAUGGGGAAUGGGCGAGCCAGCGCUGUGAAGUGCGUCCUGAAGUGCUCUUUCUCACCAGGCACUUCAUCUUCCAUGACAACAACAAUACCUGGGAAGGUCAUUACUAUCAUUAUUCUGACCCAAUCUGCAAGCACCCCACUUUCACCAUCUAUGCCAAGGGUCGUUACAGCCGGGGGGUACAUUCAUCCAGAGUGAUGGGUGGAACAGAAUUCGUGUUUAAAGUGAAUCAUAUGAAGGUUACACCCAUGGACAUAGCUACUGCCUCUCUACUGAAUGUCUUCAAUGGAAACGAGUGUGGGGCAGAAGGAUCAUGGCAAGUUGGGGUGCAGCAAGAUGUUACUCACACCAACGGCUGCAUUGCUUUGGGAAUUCGUCUGCCGCAUACAGAGUACGAGAUCUUCAAAAUGGAGCAGGAUGCCAGAGGGAGAUACUUGUUGUAUAAUGGCCAGAGACCUAGUGAUGGAUCCAGUCCAGACAGACCAGAAAAGAGAGCUACCUCGUACCAAAUGCCUUUAAUUCAAUGUACUUCAUCCACACCAAGAGUAGAUGAAACUUUAGAAGAAAACAAACUAGGAUGGUACAGCAGUGGAGCACCAGCAAAAAAUCCCUGUGCUUUUGUUUUGGUUAUGAUGCUGGCUGUUAGUACUGUGCCAACGUUGGGCAUUUGCAGCUAGAAGUGAAUUUUCAAAUGACUCCAUAUCAGGGCAAGUGUAGGACUUAGGCUACAUGGGGAGAAGAUGUCAUAAAGCAUCUUAACAGACAAAAAGGGACAUUUUAUUGAUGCCUUAAGAACUGUUGUUCCUUUUAUCCUCCUUGAAUCAUGAAUAGCCCCAGUUUGCUUCUGCUUUGAACUUCAUCCAACCUGAUCCAUGGCCUGACAUGACUGCACAACAGUAAUUGCACUUUAAAACUGCAGUUCUUCUCCCCUCACCCCGUCUUCAGUUUGUUCUUUUGAAGAAAAACUUACUGGGCUGAACUAUCUUACACAACUUUUCAUCUACCAACUGUGCUGUUGCAGUUGUUCCUACUCCCCAAAUCAGUUUAAUCUUUGAAUUUGAUUAUCUAGAAUUAUGCUUUUAUCGUAUUGUGUCAAUACUGAUAAACUGCAUUGUUCUUAUGCUACAGUGUAUAUAUGUAUAUAUGAAAAAUCCAACUAAGGAUGCAUCUUAAAUACACUUUUAUAGAGUUUACAUAAAAUAUUAAAUGAUCUUUAGGGUCAAGAAUGCUGAAUGGAAAAUCUCAAAUUAAAACUGCACAGAUAAUUUAAA
This is a messenger RNA of Lacerta agilis (Sand lizard), 2292 nucleotides long. It is a transcript of the gene APCDD1, whose product is annotated as APC down-regulated 1. The coding region runs from base 151 to 1698 and encodes 515 amino acids. The record is from RefSeq and is a predicted model, not a curated record. The transcript is spliced from 5 exons. Gene Ontology annotation, cellular component: plasma membrane. NCBI's taxonomy places the organism in Eukaryota, Metazoa, Chordata, Lepidosauria, Squamata, Lacertidae. Gene Ontology annotation, molecular function: Wnt-protein binding. Gene Ontology annotation, biological process: negative regulation of Wnt signaling pathway.